Molecule: messenger RNA, 1474 nt
Organism: Alternaria rosae
Lineage: Eukaryota; Fungi; Ascomycota; Dothideomycetes; Pleosporales; Pleosporaceae
Exons: 2
Coding region: 1-1197 (398 amino acids)
Source: RefSeq, a predicted model, not a curated record
AUGGCCAUCUCGCAAGACUCCGCCACUACGAAUCGGCCAUCAAAGCCGAAGGGUACACAGCUAGAACUCGCAGAAAAUAGCGACUUCUUGCAAAUCAGAAAUCGUCUCCAAGGUGGCACAGACGCAGCCGAGGUCGCAUCAGAAGGGCACCGCGUCUGUCGCAUCAACGCCUUUUUUCGGCGCGACCUUCAACAAGCCCGCGAUGAGGUUCGUAAGAACCGUAUCGAUAGACAAAGACAAGCUGUUCAAGAGGAUGCUCUCAGGGAACUACGUGAUGAGUUGCCCGCAACGUGCCAGAUGCUCGAGCGCCUCUGGGUUUUACUCGAGCAGCGGAAGGUCAAGAUACCCGACGACGUCAAGGCCGACUAUCAAGCGCUGAAGGUCAAGGGCUCGCAGGGCAAGAAGAUCGAAAACCCCAAAACGGAGACGGAGAGGAAGGCUGAAAGACUGCGGGUCGAUAGAUUGCACAAGGGACUCGAAGAAGGGAAAGCCAAGCAGACCACGUUUCUGUUACACACCCCAGACGGCGAAAUGUACGACGCGCGGAAGUCUAUCCUCAUUGCAGACGAAGCUGGAGAGGAGGACGUUCCCGACGAGCAGAUGACAGCGGAAGACGCUGCAGCUAUCGAACAUGCCGACUUCAUGAAGAACGGCAGUUCGUAUCAACCUCGGGCGCUUACUCUACCGUCUGGGCUUACUGCGAAGAACGUCGUUGCGGGAGUCAAACGCAGGUCAAACACCUCGAAUCCCUUUGCCACACUCAAGAAGCCCAAGCGGGUCGUCGACAGCCUCGUCAACAUCUACCAGUCCUACCAGAAGAUCGCUCUGCAAGCUGCAGAGGUGAACGAAUACCUCCGCACCCUACGCGCAGACUCUAUCACCAACGCUGCCCUGAUAGGCGUAUUGAAGAAUGUCCAAUCAGUUGCGAAACAAUACCUGGCCGCCCGGAAAGUCCACGAUAUCGCCUUCAAAGCUGCUCUUCGCAUCCCCGCUCAUUCGGACCCUCUAGUCUUGGAAGAAUUUGUAGCAACAGACGCAAAGGCAUAUAUGACCAUGACAACAGAGUGGAGCUCCAAAACGUUCAUGGCUAUGAAGUCGGCUCCAAAUAUGUCGGUUGCGAUGGGAAAAGUCCUGGAGGACCAGAUACAAGGAGUCAAGAAAAGCAACCCAGGACUUGCGGAAAGAAUGAGCAAGUGAAACCAGGACCGCAAAGGCCAUGGAAGCACCGGCAGCGAGGACCGCAAAACGCAGACUGGAGGAGAGAAGUAGAGGCCAGACAAUCGAAGAAGGCGAUGACAAGAUGUUGCGAUUUGGAACGGUGUAGAGUGGCGAAGGGCGGGACACGUGGAGACUGCAGGUGUCGCCUGUUGGGGGUGUGAGGAAACGCAGGCUGUUCUAUUUGCAGCAUUCCAGAAGCAUGUAUCAAGCAUCUUGGUAGCAUUGGCGACCACAUCUUGGAACCGACAGGUAGGUA